AAUAGGAACUGACGACCACUACGAAGCACCAUCUGACGCGCUGUCCCUUACUGUUGGGCAAUAAAGUUGUUUAUAGCUCCUGUAUCAGAGUUCUCCGUCCCACUUGUGUGAGCCUCCAUUUGUGGAUGUGUGGAGUUUUAAUUCUCAAUAGGGUUGCGAUGUAAAAAAUGUGUCGUGCAGUGUUUGGUCAGUGAUUGAGGUUUGGUGUAAAGGUGGAUCGUGAGGAGCUGAAGUGACCUUGGGACUGCUUGCUGAGGGCAGGACAGAAUUCCUGAAGGGACACAUGGUCUAGAGUGACAAGGCCAUCUGCUGUAGCGCCAGCACUAGGAGGAAGGUGGAGGGGGCCUGGACACUGGGGGUGCUGAGAAUUCCUUUCGCUGGGGUGUGGAGGGAGUAGGUAUUCUGGGAUAUCGCUGCUAGCAGUCCGCUGAGAAACGUGUUUCUUUGGCAUAUUUGAAACGGAAAUCCGAGGAAGAAUUCUGAAACGCUCGAUGCUCGGAGGGGAUCAUGCAGGGUUAUAUGUGGAAGGUAUAUUUCUGGCUGUAGAGCUCUCCACGCAGUGACUGGUGAUAAUGGUCCUGGUGUAUUGCUGUUUUACUGGGGUGGAUCCAGUUUCCUCUCCGUCUCAGCACAGCCGGAGCUGAGAGUGUGGGGUCUGGUAGGCCUUUCUGGCUCCGACCUCUCAGAGGAUCAUCUUCAAGGGAUCUUCUUUGGAGUUGUGCUGUGCAUGGCAAGGAUCUAUUUUCUUGCUGCCUCACUGAAAUUGCAUGGCCUAAACUGAUGAAUAUUUUUAUGAGGCGCCUAGCACCAGAGAUGGGCCAGGACCAAACCAAGCAGCAGAUAGAGAAGGGCCUGAGGUUGUACCAGUCCAACCAGACGGACAAAGCUCUGCAUGUCUGGACAAAAGUGCUGGAGAAAACCUCUGAUCCUGGAGGGAAGUUUCGGGUGUUGGGGUGUCUGAUCACAGCUCACUCAGAAAUGGGAAAAUAUAAAGAUAUGCUCAAGUACGCCCUGGAUCAGAUAGACACAGCCAGGGAAAUGGAAGACCCAGACUACCUGACAGAGGGCUACCUGAACUUGGCACGCAGCAAUGAGAAGCUAUGCGACUUUCAGAAAACAGUGUCCUACUGUAAGACCUGCUUAAACAUGCAAGGUACCACCGUCAGCCUGCAGCUCAAUGGCCAGGUGUGUCUCAGUAUGGGCAACGCCUUCCUGGGCCUCAGUGUUUUCCAGAAAGCUCUGGAAAGCUACGAGAAGGCCCUGCGCUAUGCACACAACAACGACGACAAGAUGCUCGAGUGCAGAGUCUGCUGCAGUCUGGGGAACAUCUACGUUCAACUUAAGGACUAUGAGAAGGCCCUGUUCUUUCCCUGCAAAGCAGCUGAGCUCGUCAAUGACUACGGCAAAGGUUGGAGCCUCAAGUAUCGAGCCAUGAGCCAGUACCACAUGUCUGUAGCCUACAGGAAACUAGAGCGCCUGCCAGACGCCAUGGAGUGCUGUGAGGAAUCUAUGAAGAUUGCUCUGCAGCACGGUGACCGUCCUCUGCAGGCUUUGUGCUUACUGAACUUUGCAGACAUACACCGCUGCAGGCGAGACGUUGAUAAAGCAUUCCCUCGAUAUGAGUCUGCUCUGGCUAUCAUUACUGAGAUUGGAAAUCGUCUUGGACAAACACAAGUCUACCUGGGAGUUGCAAAGUGUUGGCUUCAGCAGAAGGAAUUUGACAAGGCUCUCGAUUCCCUGCAGCGAGCACAGGAAUUGGCAGAUGGAAUGGGAAACAAGCUGUGCACGCUGAAGGUCCACUGCCUGUGUGAAGGGAUUUAUCGGAGCCGGGGGCAGCAGGAGGAGCUCAGAGAGCAGGUGGUGAAGUUCUUGCAGUGUGUGGAGGAGCUGGAGCUGUACUGCGGCAUGUGUGGAGAGUCCAUCGGGGACAGGGACCAAAAACUGCAGGCCUUACCCUGUUCCCACAUCUUCCAUCUCAAGUGUCUGCAGACAAAUGGGACAAAAGGUUGUCCUAAAUGUUUUAAGUCCUCCAUGAAGCCAGGAUUCGUCUGAUUGUAAGACUGUUUGUGCGUUGGAUCUACAGACACAGCGUAAAGCUUCCCAGGCUGUUGACUGAUCUCAGAGCAGCAGGCAGCCUCAAGAUGAGCUGAAGAUGAGUGAGGAGAUGGCAGAGGAGGGAAAUUCACUGCUCUGUGCGAGGGAUGCUGAACUGAAGCAAAGUGUGUCAGAGUGCAACUCCGAGGACACAUUAAAAGCAGCGUGAUAGUGUACUUGGAUGGGAGACCGCAGCUCAGUCUGAGAGUCACAGCUGACUGAGAAGGCAUAUCUGACAGUGGUACUUUUUAAUAUAAGCUGAGAAGAGAACUUUGUCGUCCCUAAUGAUGGGCAGUUUGUUGCAGAAUAUAUAUCUAAAGGGAAAUGGACCGUUGAUGGAGAAUUUUUAACCAGUAUUUCUUGUUUUAUGCAUAAAGGUUGUUCAGAGAAAUCAAGAAGAAAUGAUCUUAGAGGGAAAUAUCCAAACAUUUUAAUAGUGAUUUUGUUGUUUAACUUUUUACAUAACUUCCACUUUUGCAGUACACAUCAUUUUCUGAGGUUUUUAUCAGAGCAGAGCCAUUUUUGACAUUAUCUGAUUUAAUAUAUAUGCAUAUAUUUAUUACUGUAUUCAUGUACAUUGUAUCUAAUGUUAAUUUGUUUGACUUAUUUGAGGUGUUUUAUAAAACCUAAAACAAACUAAAGUCUCUUAACCAUUCAAAACUAGUAUGUCUUCACAGAACAGGUACAUGCAGCUGUUUUUGUUGUUGUUGUUGUUGUUGUUGUUUUCUUGGUGACAAAAAGGAGCAGAAAUAACUUGCAAUUCAUGUCUGGGAAAGUGCACUCUUAAGUCUGAGAAGUUAAGAGAGAAACUUGUUUGGAAAGGAUCUACUUCGACCAAUCACACACUUGUCAAAUAAUGAUUUAGAAUGGAUACAUGCAGUACGUUUUAGUGUAGUGUCUUCUUAUAUGUAGUCAUAUAUACAUAUGCAUUUACUGGUAGUAUCUUAUUAUUCACUUUCAAAGGCAUUGCUAAUCUAUGUGGAUAUUAAGCGCAAAACCAGUUAUUGUUGCAUGUUUUAUUCUCAACGCCGAGCAACAAAGUUGGAUUAUAUCAAUCCAUGUAACUGUGUAUUUACUUAUUUUGGAAUAAUUAUAGUAUUUCUUAAUACUUAAUACUCAUUGGUUUAGCAUUUGUAUUCCUUAUAUAUUUAUUGAUUUAUUUUUAGGUAUAUUAUGAUUUUGGGGGGAAAAAAUCAUAUAAAUAUCUUAUCAUAUACAAUUAGUGUACCUCAAAACAUAAUCCACUAAAUUUCUAAUUGUUGCUUCAGGCGCCAAAAUGGAGUUCUUCUCUAUUCUUGAAACAGGCUGAUUUGAAUGUGGACACCUCUUUAUGAGCUAAAGCAAUCUAAGACCAGAAGAGAUAAGAUGUAUCACAUUGUCAAAAUGGGUUGCCAAAACUGACACAAAUCAAAAGUUCCCCACUGGAGCUUUAAGUUCACCAAAGUACUUUUUCACGCAGCAUAAAGGUGUAAUGUUUGUUCAAGAAAUUAAUAAUUGUUUGUUUCUGUAAGGGAAAAAUCAUAUUUCCAUUGUAAUGAAUACCCUAUUAACAUCAAACAGGACUUGAUUUAAAAUACGUCUCUCUUGCUCUCUAUACGUCAGGUUGACAGAAUGAGGAGAGAGAGACUAACACUGCACAAGCACUUACUCUAUGUUUCUCAUUUUGAGCACACAUCUCUACCUGACCUCACUUCUGAACCACAUCUGAGGUCUGUGCAUCCAAACUAACAACGAUUUACUGUCUGUUUACCUGUAAGUACAGUUUAUGUUCAUCUCUUGUAAAAGCAUAUGACUUUAUCUACACUUUGUAUUCUUGGUUCUGGGGUUUGAAUAAGAUAUUUACUGAGAGUCCAGCCUCUCAUCUUUAAUGGUUUAAACUACCUCUGUUUUUGCCUCCUCCUCAGAGGAUUAAUGCAGUAGUAACACAUUAUUUAAAUACAUGUAGAGUUGUUAUGUUUUUCUAGAUAUCAUGUUGGUAUAUCCGUGAUUUUAAAGAUAUAGACUUGGACGAAAAUGCAUUGUUAAUAUAUUUAUGCAUUAAGUCAAAACAUGUUACUGUGUCUAAAUGGAUACCUUAAAUAUGGAAAAUAAAGUGCGCCAAAGUUAA
This is a messenger RNA of Notolabrus celidotus (New Zealand spotty), 4201 nucleotides long. RefSeq names its product receptor-associated protein of the synapse, 43kD (gene rapsn). The transcript has 8 exons. Gene Ontology annotation, molecular function: acetylcholine receptor binding; protein-membrane adaptor activity. Bases 781 to 2052 code for a protein of 423 amino acids. Gene Ontology annotation, biological process: chemical synaptic transmission. NCBI's taxonomy places the organism in Eukaryota, Metazoa, Chordata, Actinopteri, Labriformes, Labridae. Gene Ontology annotation, cellular component: synapse. The record is from RefSeq and is a predicted model, not a curated record.